UUUAGUAAGUUCCAUGCAAAGGACGAACAUAUAAUAUAUAACAACAACUUCUCUCUUCUCUCUUGAUCUCUCUCUCUUUUUCAAGCUUCUUUAAUGGCGGCGGCUGUUCAAUAUCUUCUAACUUUCCUCUUCUUGUUUCUUCUCCAAAACGCUACGUCAUCAGCUUCACCUCUCCCUCUCUUCCGUCAGCCGAUCCGUAACCAUACCAACCACAGCAACUUCGCCAAGCAUCCUCGCCGGAACCCCGUGGUUUUCCCGGUGAACCAUACUAGUUGUGAUCUGUUUGCUGGUGAGUGGGUACGCGAUGAGACGUACCCGCUUUACCGGGCUAAACAAUGCGGCGGAGGUAUCAUAGAUCCGGGGUUCGACUGUCAGACGUACGGCAGACCUGACUCAGACUACCUCAAGUUCCGGUGGAAGCCUUUCAACUGCAAUGUCCCUAGAUUCAAUGGAGUGAAGUUUCUACAGGAAAUGAGAGGCAAAACGAUAAUGUUCGUUGGUGAUUCGUUGGGUAGAAACCAAUGGGAGUCGUUGAUCUGUAUGAUCUCUUCAUCAGCACCGUCGAUUCUUACACGUAUCAUUCAUGAAGAUCCUCUCUCUACCUUCAAGAUCCUUGACUACAACGUGAAGGUGUCGUUCUAUAGAGCUCCUUAUCUUGUAGACAUAGACAAGAUUCACGGAAAGACAACUCUUAAACUCGACGAAAUCUCCGUCGAUGCAUCCAACGCUUGGAGAACAGCCGACGUUUUGUUGUUCAACACUGGUCACUGGUGGAGCCACACAGGGUCUUUACGAGGGUGGGAGCAGAUGGAGACAGGAGGGAGAAAUUACAAAGACAUGGAUAGGUUAGUGGCAUUGAGAAAAGGACUAAGAACAUGGUCUAAUUGGGUCCUUCGUUAUACCAACACUCCUCUCACUAGAGUUUUCUUCCUCUCAGUCUCACCCACACAUUACAAUCCAAAUGAGUGGGCUUCAUCAAGAUCAAAAACUUCAACGUUAACGCAAGGAGCUAAAAGCUGCUACGGACAAACAACACCGUUCAGUGGAACAUCGUAUCCAACAAGUUCAUAUGUAAACCAAAAGAAAGUGAUCGACGACGUGGUUAAAGAGAUAAAGUCUCAUGUCUCGUUAAUGGAUAUAACUAUGCUCUCUGCUCUUCGUGUCGAUGGUCAUCCAUCGAUAUAUAGUGGAGAUCUUAACCCUUCUUUGAAAAGAAAUCCUGACCGUUCGUCUGAUUGUAGCCAUUGGUGUCUUCCUGGACUGCCCGAUACUUGGAACCAACUGUUUUAUGCUGCUUUGUUGUAUUGAAGAAUUUGAUUAACCAAAAAGAUCAAUCAAAUGUAUCUAUUUUAUAUAGUUUCCUAAUUUCUAUAUGUGUAAGUUCACUAAGUUUGUAACAUGUAAUGUAAUCAAACAUAUAAUUGUGAUUUGUGAAGAAGCACCCUAAUCCCUAUCUUUUUAUUUGUGA
Molecule: messenger RNA, 1468 nt
Organism: Capsella rubella
Lineage: Eukaryota; Viridiplantae; Streptophyta; Magnoliopsida; Brassicales; Brassicaceae
Product: protein trichome birefringence-like 45
Exons: 5
Coding region: 94-1308 (404 amino acids)
Cellular component (GO): Golgi apparatus
Molecular function (GO): O-acetyltransferase activity
Source: RefSeq, a predicted model, not a curated record